ACAAAAUACAUACAUACAUUUAUUACUAACAAAACAAAUUAAUAAACCUACGCAAUAAACAUUAAAUGCAGAGAUAAACGAUGCUAUAGAUUAAAUGCUCCCGGUAUUUAAAGGCCCCUCAGGUUCUUCAAGGUUUCAGUGUGACAAGUGAAGCAAGGUUAAACCGACAAUGUGGACGACUCUUAUUUUAUCAGUGCUCCUGGUUCAUUGCUUAGUUGCAUUGCCAGCUCCCAAUUUAAAUGAUCGGAGUACGGAAUCUUGGAGUGCGAAUAAGGCCUGUCAGGAAGUGGAUAGUUCUGUCAUGAUUGAAAACAAAAACGAUUCAACAUGCGCCACUUACAUAUAUUGUUAUAUAGCUGAUGGCUCUACAAGAGCUCUUAUUAAAAGCUGUAAGACCAACCAAUACUUUAAUGCCGAAUUGAAAUUCUGCAGUGUCAACAAAUCUGAAGGUUGUGAAUGAUUUCUAGUUACUUUUAAAUACAAAAGGAUAGUUGACUGCUGCACGAAAAAUAAUAAUACUCAUCGUGUAAUAGAUUUAACAAAUUACGAACU
This is a messenger RNA of Drosophila rhopaloa, 552 nucleotides long. RefSeq lists its product as uncharacterized. Bases 170 to 460 code for a protein of 96 amino acids. The record is from RefSeq and is a predicted model, not a curated record. NCBI's taxonomy places the organism in Eukaryota, Metazoa, Arthropoda, Insecta, Diptera, Drosophilidae. Gene Ontology annotation, cellular component: extracellular region. The transcript is spliced from 3 exons. Gene Ontology annotation, molecular function: chitin binding.